AUGGCCUCUGUCAGCGCAUGUGACGAAGCAUCACCACCGUCUUCAACUGCAGCGCCGCCUCCUCCAACCACAUCGUCAAUCCUCUUCCACGCCGGCAAUGUCGUCCUGCUCGACAUCCCCAGAUCCCUAGAAGAGGCCCAAGUGCCCCCCGGCCUCCCGCCAUCGGCUCGAAUCGUUUCUGGGGCCCCGCCACUCAAGCCAUUCACCACCCCGGAGCCGCGAGAUGGGGCAACAGCUGAUCAUUGGCUGCGCAGCUCGCAGUCUGCGGGAGCUCAUAUUGCAGACUUGAUGGCCGCAGCAGCCGUGCAGAGCGCUCUGGACCAGCUUCAUAGCCGAUAUGCGGGACUGUUUUGCCUCCCCCGGCUUUGCAAUGCCCCGGAUGGGCUGAUUCCCCAGGAUUUCAAUGACAGAAAGAUUGACACUGGUGGCACCACUUCUGCUGAUACUGCUACCAGCACUGCAACUUCUGCAAUGGAUGCUAUCAGGACCCCCCCUAGGGCUGAGUACUUGCACGGAUCUAUCCGUCAUCUGCGGCAGACAUUCAUUGAUCGAGCGCCGCAAUUCCGUCUCAUGGUCUUCGAUCCCCCGUGGCCAAAUCGAUCAGCCCGGAGGAAGAAGGCGGGCAGUUACAACACUGCCUCGAACCUCUCAGAAAUACAAAAACUCCUCUCUAGCAUACCCGUGGCCUCUCAUCUUGCUUCUGAUGGCUUGGUGGCCAUGUGGAUCACUAACAAAUCCAGCGUUCUUGACCUAGUAACCUCAUCCAAAGGACUCUUUGCAUCCUGGGGCCUCGAACUGGUAACGCAGUGGACGUGGCUCAAAAUCACCUCAUUAGGCGAGCCUCUGUUUGAUAUAGAGUCUACGUGGCGAAAACCAUGGGAGACGCUGCUGAUUGCAAAACGCAUCAGCGCCAAGGCACCGGAGACUCUCAAGCCUCGAGUCAUCCUGGCAGUUCCAGACGUACAUUCACGGAAGCCAAAUCUUCGGCGACUGUUUGAAGAAUACCUUGGUCAAGAUUACACAGCUUUGGAGGUAUUUGCCCGCAACCUCACCUCUGGCUGGUGGAGCUGGGGAGACCAAGUCCUGCAGUUUCAGGCACCAGAGCAUUGGGUCGAUGUUGAGAUUUCAACGACGAUUGUAUGA
Molecule: messenger RNA, 1143 nt
Organism: Trichoderma atroviride IMI 206040
Lineage: Eukaryota; Fungi; Ascomycota; Sordariomycetes; Hypocreales; Hypocreaceae
Biological process (GO): methylation
Cellular component (GO): nucleus
Molecular function (GO): nucleic acid binding; methyltransferase activity
Source: RefSeq, a predicted model, not a curated record